Ceutorhynchus assimilis (cabbage seed weevil) is the source of this 3124-nucleotide messenger RNA. The record is from the annotation of a GenBank genome assembly. NCBI's taxonomy places the organism in Eukaryota, Metazoa, Arthropoda, Insecta, Coleoptera, Curculionidae.
CUUAGGUACCAUACUGAGCCAAAAAAAAUUAUUGUGACUUCUGCUUGUAACACAAAGCGACACUAGAACACUGAAAAGUUAAAUGCUAAAUGAAAACUGACUCUCUGUCACGCUCAUGACUUCUGACAUGACAAGUCACAUGCGCCAACUGCAGGCCUCUUAUGAUAUUAAUUUAUCAAUACAAUAAUUAUUAGUUAUUACAAUAAGGUAAUACGCUUUGUUGGAAAAACAAAUUUUUAUAAGAAACUUGGUGAUAAUGACAACAAAUGCAAAUGAGCAAAAAGCUCAGCAAUUAAUUGCCGAAGCUGAAAAGAAACUUGGGCCUAGAGGAUUUUUUGGAUCCCUAUUCGGGGGUUCCAGUCGAGUAGAUGAUGCAGUGGAAUGUUACCAACGUGCAGCGAAUUUGUUUAAAAUGGCAAAAAAUUGGCCAUCAGCAGGGAGUGCCUUUUGUGAAGCUGCUAAUCUACACCUGAGAAGUGGGGCUCGACAUGAGGCAGCAACGAAUUACAUAGAUGCUGCAAACUGUUACAAGAAAUCUGACACUAACGAUGCAGUGGCUUGUUUUUUAAAAGCUAUAGAAAUGUACACUGACUUGGGACGAUUUUCUAUAGCAGCAAAACAUCACCAAUCUAUUGCUGAAAUGUAUGAAAAUGAUGCUGUGGACCUUAAUAGAGCUGUACAACACUAUGAACAAGCUGCAGAUUACUUCAGAGGUGAAGAGAGCAACUCUGCUGCCAAUAAAUGUUUGCUUAAAGUUGCCCAAUUUGCCGCUCAACUGGAACAAUAUGAAAAAGCAAUACAGAUUUAUGAGGAAGUAGCAACAACUUCCUUGGAAAACUCUUUGUUAAAAUAUAGCGCCAAGGAAUAUUUCUUCCGAGCAGCGCUUUGUCAACUAUGUGUAGAUACUUUAAAUGCUCAGCAUGCAUUAAAUCGUUAUUUGCAAAAGUAUCCCGCAUUUCAAGACUCCAGAGAAUACAAACUUGUGAAAACUUUAAUUGAGCAUAUUGAAGAACAAAAUAUAGAUGGUUUUACUGAUACUGUCAGAGACUAUGACAAUAUUUCUAGACUUGAUCAGUGGUAUACAACUAUGUUGCUGCGGGUUAAGAAACAACUUAAUGAAAAUCCUGAUUUACAGGCUGUCCAUUGCUUCUUGAAAGCUAUAGAAAUUUACACUGAUAUGGGUAAAUUUACAAUGGCCGCGAAACACCAUCAAACGAUAGCUGAACUCUACGAAGCUGAAUCUGUAGAUCUGGAGAAAGCUGUUGAGCAUUAUGAACAGGCAGCGGAUUAUUUUAGAGGCGAAGAAAAUAAUGCUUCUGCUAAUAAAUGUUUACUUAAAAUGGCUCAAUAUUGUGCUCAGCUUGAAAACUACGAAAAAGCUAUCCAAAUUUAUGAUAUUGUCGCUACGACUUCUUUGGAGAAUUCCUUGUUGAAGUACAGUGCAAAAGAAUACAUGUUUCGGGCUGCUUUAUGUCAUCUAUGCGUGGAUGUUUUGAAUGCCCAGCAUGCUUUAGAACGAUAUUUGCAACAAUAUCCUGCUUUUCAGGAUUCAAGAGAAUAUAAACUUAUCAAUACUUUGAUCGAGCACAUUGAAGAACAAAAUGUAGACGGUUUUACUGACACAGUAAAGGACUAUGAUGAAAUAUCACGUUUAGAUCAGUGGUUUACCACUAUUCUUUUAAGAAUUAAAAAACAACUGAAUGAUAAUCCAGAUUUGCGUUGAAAAUUUCAUGAACAUAUGUUUUUAAAAUAUACUGUUAUAUUUAAUUUAAACUAUUGCUUAAUUGUUAAUUUUAUGUUAUAUUGAUAAAAAUACUUUAGUAGUAAUAUCCUGUAAUUUUUUUAAAAUAACUUAAUACGAAAUAAAAUAUAAAUUCAGUAGAACCCAGUAAUCCGCGCGCGAGCUAUCGGGGCUGCGGAUUAUCCGAGCCAUGAUUUCCCAUUAUUGAAAUUGAAUUUUUGAAUAGCGUUACCGUAAAUCACUUGUAGAAUUCUAUUUUUUUUCACUUAUCUUUUUACUACAUACAAUGUAAUCCGUGCUUCGUCCGGUUCCGUGGAGCACGGAUAAUCGGGGUUCCACUGUAAUAGCAAUAUUUCAUAUAGACCUAUAAGGCCUUAAGUUUAUAAACAUCUAAAAUUUUGAUGGCAAGACAAUGUGAAUAAUUCAAUAUAAUUGCUAAUAACCAUACGAUCAAUUGACUGCUUUACUAUAUUUUUUGAAUUGGUGGACAAAUUAGUGUGUGUAGCUAUUUCAAACCACAAUAGUUGCACAUUAUUUUUGAUAGAACUAAAUGCACUGGGCCCAGAAUUGAAAGAGUACCUACCUUCAUUUUUCCACAAUCACGUCAGAGGGUUAAUAUAAUGUGCAGAUAUGUUCCCUGGAAUAUUUUUUUUUUAAUUGUUAAAUAGUACAUUGCAGAAGUUCACAUGAAAUAAGUUUUGUUUGGAAUAAAAUAAGGCUAUUGAAUUAUUUGUUGAUUAAGAAAAGGUACUCUUGAAAUUUAAGCUGAACAUGUUAGUUUUUAAUUUUUUUGUGUGAAUAUGACGUGUCUGCCGUUAAUAAGUUGAGUGAGCAGUCUACUACAGUUUUUAAAAAACUGAAAAAAAAAUAUAUUAUUUCCAAGGUAUUUUUAAUAAUUUUUUAUUUUUUGGCAACCAUAAACAUAACAUACUUUUGUUGGUUAAACCUAUAAGUACUAAUUUCUGUGAAAGAUUUAUUUAUUGCUUUUUGGGUAGUGCUGUUUUGGUGAAAAAAACAGAAGGUAUUCCACGGAUUUUAACUGCCUGUAGAAUACGAGUUUAUAAAUUGUGAAUGUAUGCUGUCUAGGUAGGUUUUCAAUUUGUAUUGUCCAUUAUCAAAGUAAAAAAUAGCACUUUUUUCGGAAAUAAUGACACAUUAGUAUUAGAAGUAAAUAAUGCUGUUUAAAUUUAAUAAUUUUAUCAUAAUAAAUUAUGAAGGAAAAGGAUAAUUAGUCCAAGCUUGAAACACUUAGUUGAAACUCGUUUUUGAACGCGAUGUAAGGUUUUUAGAUUAAUAGGAUAUAAUAUAGUAAUUCAUUGAGAGAUAUCAAUUUUAAGCUGUAUAUAAUCAUAGGUGGCAUAAUAAAUUAUAUGAAAACAAAUA